Messenger RNA from Blepharisma stoltei, 2045 nucleotides. NCBI's taxonomy places the organism in Eukaryota, Ciliophora, Heterotrichea, Heterotrichida, Blepharismidae. The record is from the annotation of a GenBank genome assembly.
AUGGGAGUGUGUAUAUGUAAAGAAUCCCAAUUGAAAAAUCCUCGUAAAGCUCGCAUUCUUUCUACCUCAGAAAUUUCAAACGACGUCAGACUCGAAAGUAAUUUUAAAUUAGGCAUCAGAGAUAAGUACGAAUUUUUAAAAGUCUUACCCCCCUCCGUGAGUGAACAAAAAAAUUUUGCCCACUCAUGGAGGGGGGUUAAUUUUUUUUUUUAAAAAAUUUAUAUAUAAAUUUUAUAGAACAAUUUUUUAUCGAAAUUUUAGAAAAAUCCUAAUUUGCAAAAAUUGGGGAGCAAAUAUUAAUCUAAUUUAUAAAAUUUAUGUUUUAAAGCGCAAUUUGUUUAAAAUUAAACAGAAUUAGCUCUAGAUUUCAUUAUACUAAUUAUCAAUUAUAUAUCAAUUUUUUUUUUCAUAAAACCUUGUUUCUAUUUAAAACAAUUUUUGUUUGCAAUGGAUUGUGGGUUUUUGGGAUUUUUCCAACGGUUUUGCCCACUCUCGGAAGGGGAGUUAGGUUAUGGACAAUUUGGAACCGUCAGAGAAGCAAAAAAGAUUAGAGACAUUCAUAUGGAAAAAACAUACGCGAUUAAAUCUAUAUGCAAAGACAAGGUCAAAAAGAACCUAGUGACAAUGAAAAGAGAACUCGAUAUUUUAAAACUUGUGGAUCAUCCUAAUAUAAUAAAACUGUAUGAGAUUUAUGAAGACGCCAGAUAUAUCCACCUUGUUAUGGAAUUGUGUACUGGAGGAGAUAUUUUUGACUAUAUUCUAAAUAAGCAGGUGCUGACUGAAGAUGAAGUCGGGAAAAUCAUGAAGUGUAUGCUCUCAGCUGUUAACCAUUUGCAUAGCUUAAAAAUAGUCCAUAGAGAUCUAAAGCCAGAGAAUUUUUUGUUUGCGAGCAAAGCGCAUGAUGCUGACAUAAAACUAGUGGAUUUUGGAAUGUCAAAUAAAUUUGGUGAAGACCAUACUCUUCAUACUAUGGUAGGGACUCCCUAUUAUGUAGCUCCAGAAGUGCUGAAAGGAAAUUAUGGAAAAGAGUGUGAUGUCUGGUCACUAGGCGUUUUAAUGUAUUUUAUGCUUUCAGGAACCCAUCCAUUCCGUGCGAAUGAUGUUAAAGGUCUUUUUAAAAAAAUUGUUAAAUGCGAAUAUAUGCUUUUUUAGGCUGAUUUUAAGCUAUCUGUCACAGAAAAAAUCUUGUAUUAUCGAUUCAGCAAUUAAAUGAGCCUUAGUAUAACUUUGAUGAUGAAAGAUGAACAGUCAUUUCAAAACAUGCAAAAAGCUUAAUCCAAAAGCUUCUUGUGGUGAACCCUCACCAUAGGAUUUCUAUCAAAAAUGCCUUGAUCCAUCCAUGAUUUCACUAUCUAGGACAAAAACACCAAGCUCAGCAUAUCAAGCUUGAAAUUUUUAAUUCAAUUAAAAGCUUAAAAGCUCCAAGCAAAUUGUGGCAAGAAGCCAUGAAAGUUUUCGUUAGGGAUUUAUCAGAGGAACAAAUAGCUGAGCUACAGGCAGCAUUUCAAGAAAUUGAUCAAAGCAGAACAGGAUUUAUCACAGCAGAAGAUAUUUCUGACGCAAUGAGAAGAAAUGGCUACUCCUUAGCUAGUGAAGAGAUAUCCUCUUUAAUAGAACAAAUUGAUUAUAUAGGUAACGGAAAAUUAAAUUACACACAAUUUCUUAUAGCAGCAAUGGACAGAAAAAGGCUACUUGACGAAGAGUCAAUGUGAAGCACUUUUAAGCAUUUUGAUGUUGAUAAUAAUGGGACAAUUCAAGUAGAAGAGCUAAAAUUUGCAUUGGAAAAAGCUGGGUGCUUCAUAUCUGAGUUAGAUAUGGUUGAGAUAUUAAAUGAGUUUCAGCUAAAAGCUGGGAAUGGGAUGAAUUUUGGGGAUUUUAAAGAAAUUAUGACUUGCUUUUCAGAAGAUGCCUCAGCUUUGCCAGAAGAGGCAAAUGAUGGGAGAGGGAAAGAAAGAAAAGUGACGAGGAGACUUUCACAGAAACGAUUGACUGUUAGAAGGGCUACCCAAAUGGCUAAAAAAGAAGAAAUUGCUAAUCAAAACUAA